This is a messenger RNA of Cladophialophora psammophila CBS 110553, 1194 nucleotides long. RefSeq names its product myb-like DNA-binding protein FlbD. The transcript has a single exon. The record is from RefSeq and is a predicted model, not a curated record. Gene Ontology annotation, cellular component: nucleus. Gene Ontology annotation, biological process: positive regulation of transcription by RNA polymerase II; mitotic cell cycle. Lineage: Eukaryota; Fungi; Ascomycota; Eurotiomycetes; Chaetothyriales; Herpotrichiellaceae. The coding region runs from base 1 to 1194 and encodes 397 amino acids. Gene Ontology annotation, molecular function: RNA polymerase II cis-regulatory region sequence-specific DNA binding; DNA-binding transcription factor activity, RNA polymerase II-specific.
AUGUCCCGAUCCGGCCGGCGAGGUCCUUGGUUGCCAGAAGAAGAUGAUACUCUGUUGCAUCUUGUCCGAACCCAAGGGCCGAACAACUGGGUCAGUAUCUCCAAACACAUGCAACAUCGAUCACCGAAGCAGUGCAGAGAACGAUAUCAUCAAAAUCUGAAACCUUCUCUGAAUCACGACCCUAUUUCGCCAGAGGAGGGCGACCUUAUCGAGCAACUAGUGGGCGAAAUGGGAAAGCGAUGGGCCGAAAUUGCACGGCGGCUAGGCAACCGGAGCGACAAUGCGGUCAAGAAUUGGUGGAAUGGUAGCAUGAAUCGGCGAAAAAGGCACACGGGACCGCAGGGUGCUGCUUCAAAGACGGUGGGAUACCGGACGCAACCUAUUCUUGCUUCGGCAUCACCCCUUCCAUUCAAGCCGCUUUAUCUUCCUAGACAUCUUGCUUCUCCAUCAUUCUCAGUCUCCGGUCCAUUUCAGGGACUCGGAACCAGCCCUCCAGGCACACUAGGACCUCAAGUCCCGCGACCAGAGCAUCGAUACGACCUACUUCCGCAGCCAGACAGACAUCAACGCCCCAUGCAGACUGAUGGCAGGUCUCUCUUGUACCUGGGGUGUAAUCAGCCGACCCUGAGCCCUCUUCAGCCACACUCAGCUCCUGGCAAUCUACCAAGUCCAAGAGGAAUGCCUCUCCUGGGGCUCCAGAACUGGUCGCCAAGUCGAUCAGAAUGUCAGUUGCCCCCUCUGAACUGGACUGAAGGCCCUGUUCUAUCUCCUGCGGCGACUGAGGCCUCGCAAGGAUCGUUUAACCAGCAAGCGCCGUCGCUCGUAUCAGACAACCAGUCCAAUUGUUCUAUUUCGCCCAAGACGAUGACAUCUCCCCGUCCCGGCGGGACUGUGAGCAAACUGCCGUCUAUGGAGCUGUGGCCAGAGAUGCAACGCAGAAACAGCACAGGUAACUAUCCAGAUGCCGAGAUCGACGGCACUUGGAAGGGGCGGGACAAGGACGAUUUCCAAGCGUAUCGAUCAGCAGAGAGAGCAGGUUCGGUGAUUCCAGAAGUCACUGUUGUCCCAGGCUCGCCACGUCCACUUUCACUCCAGGAAGGCAGCAUAGGCUUGACCACGAUCAAGAGGAAUAGCCCAGCUCUACCGAGCGGCAAGAAGGAUACUCGGAUGAACGUGGCACGGCUUCUUGAAUGA